GUGGGUCCGCCCCUGGGUUCGUUGGUGAUCAAUUCGAACAUGAGAGAACGGGUUGAGUUCGAAAAUGAAAUUCGCCGAUUGGAAUAUGAUUUUUAGUGUGUGAUUGAGCUGAAAAAAUAAAGUAGCUCCUGACUUCCCAAUGGUGAGCUUUCUGGUUGAACCUCCUGUAAAAGAAAAUUCAGCUCAAUCAUACGUAAAGUUUUGCAAUUUCGAUCGUAUAUGCCUAAAGUUACGUCCCAAGUGGCUAAACUUGCAAAUUUUGAUACACUACGAUUAUAGCUUAAAUAAGUGGUCCCAAAAUCGACAUAACUGAACAAUGUAAGGAGGGAAAACAAAAAGGAAACCCUAAGAUUUAUUUUGUCCCAGCCACACUUCCCUCAGUUCGCAGAGGCUUUAUACCUUCAAACCCUCUCUGCAAUUCCGUCCCACAAAACUUUUCUACCCAGGUCAUGGCACUAGUUCAAUGCUUCAUAGAACUCUUGGGUUCACUAUUUAAUAAAAUAUGUAGAGGUGACGAGGAACUUGCUGAAAUGUUUGGACGUUUGCCUGAUUGUGUCGUCAUUGAUAUCCUGAGUAGACUUCCUAUUGAUUCCCUUGUUAGAUUUCGAAGGGAUUGUAGGGAUUUGAGAGCUUUGAUCUCAUCACAGUAUUUUACCACCUUACAUCUCAGUAGAGCUAGACCCAUGCUUCUUCUGCAUGAUUGUUAUGAUCCUACCAAGCAUAAGAAACGGCUUUAUGUGCUCAGUGAAAAUGUUGAUAAGAAGGAGACUUUAUCUCCAACCUGAGCUUAAGAUUAAUAAGCACCUAGGACUAGGAGAACGCUCCCCUUCUCCUAUAUACUCUUGUCAAGGAGUUCUUCUGUUUGCUAAUAAAUACUACUGGCCUCGUACCACUUAUUAUGUUUUGAACCCGAUAACUCAAGAGGAAGUAAUUGUACAACAUACACAUCACCCUGGCCGAUUAUGUGCUUUUUAUUUUUGUCGAGGAUUCAAACUUUUUUAUGCGCAAGUACGACGCAGUUGGUGUCAGUAUUUAGUAUAUAUAUUCAAGACACAGACGUGGAGGAAAGUCCGUUCAUCAUGCACUUUCAACUUUUUGCCGUAUCGUGGCUCUCCAGCAAUUGUUAAUGGAGCAUUGCAUUGGAUCGUGUACACUUAUUUAAAAAAGGACCUUCCUAAUUGUGCAAAUGGAAUCAUGGUUUUUAGAAUGGAUAAGGAAGAACUCUCUGCUAUGCCUCAUCCUGGAAGAGUGUGCAAGGCAAAGCAAGUGCAUGAAACGAUGAGACUCUUAGUAAAAGAAAACUGUUUGUCUUUCUGUCACUUGCUUGUCUCUGAGCUUGCAGUGUAUAUAUGGAUCUUGGAGGACUAUGAAAUGUGGGCAUGGAACAAAAGGUAUAAGGUUAAUAUCUGCAAUACGCGAUUCUUUCCUCUUGGUUUGCCUUACGGCGGAGUACCUAGAAACGUUUAUUGGUGGAUAAAGUUUUUCUAUAUCCAAGACGGUGAACUUGUAUUUUACUACAUGGAUAGUGUCUUUUCUUAUAAUUUAGAUCAUAAAACUGUGAAGGGAUUCAAACUGCCGCAAAUGUUAUUUGCUUUAGGGACUUAUAUAAAGAGCCUAGUGGCAAUAGCUUAACUCCCCUCACUUCUUUUGUUCUUAUUCUUUACCUUUCUAGUUUUGGUGUUCUAUCUAAUGAUGUUUUUAGUUGGGUUGUUGAUAUUCUAAAUAAACUAUGUUUAAGCAUGUAACCCUUAUAUAAAGAGCCUACUGACAAUAGCUUAACUCCCCUCGCUUCUUUGAUACUCCAUUAUUCUUUACCUUUCUAAUUUUGG
Nicotiana tabacum (common tobacco) is the source of this 1829-nucleotide messenger RNA. NCBI's taxonomy places the organism in Eukaryota, Viridiplantae, Streptophyta, Magnoliopsida, Solanales, Solanaceae. The record is from RefSeq and is a predicted model, not a curated record.